AUGGAAGCGAGGUUUAAGGAUACAAGGCUAAAGGUUGUGGAGUUUUAUUUUGUGAAAGGUUAUGGUGAAGGUUAUGAUAGGUUUGUGAACUUAAGGAUUGUUGCAGGGUAUUGGAGAGGUUUUGGACAGAGUUUGUUGCGGGGAAGCAAGGAUGAUUUUGGACAAGAAGAUGCAGAAACAUCUUGGUUGUUUUGGGGCUGUUUUAUGCAGGAUUUGAGAGCAGUUAUUUGGACUGGUUAUGGGCAGCAUAGGAUAAGGUUCGGUAGUAGGUUCCAGCUUGCACAUGCAGGAUCCCUCCUUCGUCUUUCUUUUCUCCCGGCUAUAGCGCAAGAGAAACGCGAACAGUUGAUUCUCAAGCAGGGGAUUCGUCGAAAACAACCUAUCUGUCUACUUGCUUUCAGUUAUGUUCCCGUCUCGAUCUUAGCUUAA
Messenger RNA from Vicia faba (fava bean), 429 nucleotides. NCBI's taxonomy places the organism in Eukaryota, Viridiplantae, Streptophyta, Magnoliopsida, Fabales, Fabaceae. The record is from the annotation of a GenBank genome assembly.